UAUGAUAGUUUUCUGUCAUCGACUCACCUGUGUCAUUGACAUUGACGUUUGUUUUGACAUUUUUUACAAUUUUUUUAAGAAUGGAAGAAAUAGAUGGAAUUAUCAUUGACUCUUUAAAAAAUCUUCAUUGUGAUUUCGACGAAGAUGUCACCUCUUUAAAACAAUUUGAUGCCGAUAUGAUUGUAACAGCUAUUUCACGCUGUUUGGAAACUAUAAUUCCAGAUACGAAUUUUCCAAAAAAAUUGCCGCCUUCAAUGAGUAACAAACUGAAAAUUAGUUCUAGUCUAGCAGCACAAAUUAAGGAUUUGGGCUAUCGAGAUGAUAUAGGUUAUCAAACGAUUUUGUACUGUAAUGAAGGUGAAGUUCGCAGGAUUUUAAUGUUUCUUAUUGAAAAAUUGCCACGAGAGAGUAGUAAAACUAUUCAUGUUGAACAAACUGGUUAUAUCCCGACUCUAGUUAAAGAAAUUGAACAUAAAGUAAAAAAGUCACUACAGCAGUUGUGGGUGCCUUCUUGUGUUUUACAUAACGGUUAUCGCAAGAGUGAUACUGAAUAUAUUUUCAACAGUUUAGGAAACAGCAGACCUUUGUAUACUAAAACACUUAGAGUUCCAUCUAGUUCAAAGGCUUAUAAUAAUGAGGCCUUGAAACAAUACUGGAUUCACAAUGUUCCUGCCAUCACAAAACAAUGCUCCUCUAAAGAAUUACUACCAUCACUUUUAUUUCAAGAUAGUCUUAUCACUAGUGAAYAUAUUAAUUUAAGACAAUGUUUAAAAAUGUCUUCAAAGACGGAAGAAUUGCCUUCAGAGUUAUUAAUAAGUUCAUCYGAGCUAGUCCAAGCAACUACAAAGGCUGAAUCUGUGAAUGUCACAGAAGCGACUGAGUCAGAAACUGAGAAUAAYUUACAUUCAUUAUUAGAAGAAUUAAAAUUAAGGAAAGAAAAAUGCCUGGAACUUGAAGAUGCUGUAAAAAGUUGCGAAAUACAGCUGAAACAAGCCAUUAAAAUAAAAACAGAAGAUGAAGAAAUGCUCCAAAAUACUCUUGCCCAAGUUAGUUUGAAAUCAAAAACACUUACUGUUAUAAGUAAGGAAGAAAAUCUCCAAAAAUUGAAGAACAUGAUUGAAGCUAGUAAAAAUAAAUUGCUCAAUUUGACCGAACAGUGGAAUCAAAUCCAAACACCACUAUUGGAAGAAUAUAAGUCGUUACAAAAUGCAAUCAGUAAUAAGGAUUUGAAGCGACAACAGGAACAAGAAAAAUUACGAAAACUAGAAGAGACACAAAAGGCWKUAAAAGUUGAUUUGCACGAAAAAACGCAAUUGGAAGAAGAAUUAAGGAGGAAAAUGCAACAAAUUAACAAAACUCACAACAGGUCAGGGUACACAAGGCGAAUUUUGGAAAUUAUUGGUAACAUCAAAAAACAAGAUGAAGAAAUACAAAAAAUACUCAAAGACACUAAAAUGGUCCAACGGGAAAUCAGCAAUUUGACGGGGCAAGUCGACAGGUCUUUCACUCUCGCAGACGAGUUAAUAUUCAGGGAUGCAAAACAAGAUGAAACUGCGAGAAAAGCGUACAAAUUGUUGGCUCAAUUGCGUGACGACUGUUCAAGUAUAAUAAAAGCCGUGACCGAUUUGGGGGCUGUUGAGCGGGAAUGUAGGAAUCUUCAAGAACAAAUUGAUUCAGAAACGGCCAAAGAAAGUGCUGUCAAGUUGGAAAGAGUAAAUAAGGACUUGCAGGAAAUGCGGAAAGAAACAGAACUGUUGCUAAAACAGCGGUAAAAUAGUGCAAUUUUGUUAUGGAUAAAAGACACCAAAAUGUUUUUAUUACUAUUUAUAUUUUUUGUUAUGUAAUUACAAUAUGAAAAAUUA
Messenger RNA from Tribolium madens (black flour beetle), 1862 nucleotides. Its product is annotated as coiled-coil domain-containing protein 22 homolog. Gene Ontology annotation, biological process: positive regulation of ubiquitin-dependent protein catabolic process. The transcript is spliced from 3 exons. Gene Ontology annotation, molecular function: cullin family protein binding. NCBI's taxonomy places the organism in Eukaryota, Metazoa, Arthropoda, Insecta, Coleoptera, Tenebrionidae. The record is from RefSeq and is a predicted model, not a curated record. The coding region runs from base 81 to 1772 and encodes 563 amino acids.